Opisthorchis viverrini is the source of this 279-nucleotide messenger RNA. RefSeq lists its product as hypothetical. NCBI's taxonomy places the organism in Eukaryota, Metazoa, Platyhelminthes, Trematoda, Opisthorchiida, Opisthorchiidae. The record is from RefSeq and is a predicted model, not a curated record. The transcript has 3 exons. The coding region runs from base 1 to 279 and encodes 92 amino acids.
AUGUUUCAUCUUCAUUCACGUUUGCAUGGUCCACCUGACAGCUGUCCCAACAAUACGAUCAUUGUUUGUGUGCAGCCAGCUACAAGCCAAAUGCUCUUCAUACUUCUAUGGAGAAGCUCUGAGAUCCCCGUCAAGUUGUUUCAAGACAUUUAUCGGUACAUUUGGAGAUCACUAGAGUCCAUGACCUCCAGAUGUUUGUGGAGCUCAGAAAAAGGAGGUGAAAUAUUAUUGGUGAACUGCAAGCAAAUAGAUCUGCGGUUAAUAUCAUAUUAUAAAUGA